GCGAUCGUCGUACAUCUUUACUUCGCACUUCACACCACCAGGAUUACAGAUCUCGAGAUUUCCAUACAUUUGCACGGAAACUUCGAUGCUUGUGCAUUCCUUGGACGAUUUCGCUUGACCAACCGUCAACGACGUUGUCAGUCAGUGGUCGGAAUACAUAUUCAGCUUUGAGUCCCUCGUGGUUGAAUCCAAAUCAAACUCAGACCAGACUUCGUCAUUCAUCUCCACCCCACCUUUUGUGUAACCCGACAUCACACAUUACGACAUGCGCUUCGCUGUUCUCAUCUUCGUCUCGACUUCUCUCGCGCUUCUCAUCCCAAGAUGCGAUGUAGGCAUCGAUGCAUCAUCUGUUGAUACGCACAAUCUUGAUGCUGCUCCCGCUGCUACUGCUACUGUCACGAGCGCCUCCGUGAUAUCAAAAUACACCAAGAAAAUCAAGACUCCAUCGACCAAGACAUCUGCUGCUGCCACCACACCUCUAGCGACACGCGCAGUCACCACCAAAAUUGAGGAAGUGGAAGCUUGUGUCCCACACUCCAUCUGUGUCGACAAGAUCAGCCCUUGCGGCAAGCGUUACGGAGGAUGCUAUGAUGAGAACUUCUGCGACGGCAACACAAGCCCUUAUCCCAUCCCGACUUGUCCCACCAUGGUGACGGUCAAGCGAGCAGCCGCUCCCGCCAUCACACCAGCUUGAGAUGAUCAAACAAUGCGGCCAUGUUGAACUUGAAGACCUCCAAUACUGCAAGAAAGUGGGAAAGCAAAGAUAUGUUUGGAGCUUUGGACUGUCCCGUCCGAUAAUGAAGAGUGAGCGAGCUCCGUGUACGUUAACAAAAGCUUUAUAUAGACUACCCAGGAAAUAAUGUGUGCUUUGAAGAUCUC
Molecule: messenger RNA, 879 nt
Organism: Aureobasidium subglaciale EXF-2481
Lineage: Eukaryota; Fungi; Ascomycota; Dothideomycetes; Dothideales; Saccotheciaceae
Exons: 3
Coding region: 266-694 (142 amino acids)
Source: RefSeq, a predicted model, not a curated record